Patella vulgata (common limpet) is the source of this 3411-nucleotide messenger RNA. RefSeq names its product serine/threonine-protein phosphatase 4 regulatory subunit 4. The record is from RefSeq and is a predicted model, not a curated record. Lineage: Eukaryota; Metazoa; Mollusca; Gastropoda; Patellidae. Gene Ontology annotation, molecular function: protein phosphatase regulator activity. The transcript is spliced from 24 exons. The coding region runs from base 626 to 3175 and encodes 849 amino acids. Gene Ontology annotation, cellular component: cytosol; protein serine/threonine phosphatase complex.
GGAUGUUUGUUUUUUACAGAGAAAUUACAGUAACAUUUAGAUAUAUAUGAUAGGCUACUCUUGUCUGACUCUUUUUAGUGUUGUAUGUAUGAUUGCACUCAGUCAAUGGAAAAACAAACAAGUUACAAACACAGAAUCGUGACAAGAGUUUUUGUUUUAUUGAAGUAGCACACUCUAACAUCCAGUUCAUCCAAACUCCAUUCUUUCUUUGCAAGCUAUAAUUGAAAAUUUAGGCUUUUGAUAUUUGGAGGACUUUGAACAUUUAUUUCAUACUUUCAACUCACUCACACUGGCAACAGGCCAAGACAACAGAACAGCAGGUCAUGGACAGGAACGUUUUAUCACAAUGACUGUGUCUAUAUGAUGUUUAAUCUGGAAAACGGAAAUAAUACCAACCAAAAAUUGAUUUUUAAAUAGAGAAAUCUUCAAUAGCUUCUGACUGUAUUCUGCUGUCAUAUUACAAAAUGACUGUACAUGUAGCAUUGGCCCUCUAGCAACACAGAAAAGGACAUUCAGCAAUCAACAAUCAUAGUGCCACUAGGCUUAUAAAAGUUACUCUAAACACUGCAGAACUGUAUAUAAAAAAAGAAAAGGUUAUCUUUUAAAUGAUUUAUAGUAUAUUAUAAUGGAUGCAACAUCUACGUCGCUUGCAGAAGACUUGCAGGAGCUCCAAUUGGAGCGAGUGAUUCCCCGAUCAUUGAAGACAAAUGAAGAAUUAGACAGACUAACAGUUGAUGAACAUCUGAGUGAUAUUGAAAGAGCUGUUUAUUUAUUAAGUUCUGGUCAGGAUGUACAGAGAAUUUGUGUUAUCAGCAAUCUACCUGAUCUGAUCAAAAAUAAUAAUGAUGAAUGUAUGCGAAGAGUUGUUCCUAAAGUCAGGGAGGUUUUACAUGUGGCUCAAACUGAAAUGCAGCUUGCAGCCUCCUCUGCAUUUUUACAGAUACUUCAACAACAGAUAGUACCAAUACAGAAUUAUACUCAAACAUUCCUACAAACUAUAUUAACUAGUGUAGAAAGUAAAGAUCCAGAUUGUGCUAAUGCAUGGUUAGAAACAUUACUAGAUGUUAUAGAUCUUUUACCUAAAGAUGUUAUUAAAAAAGAGAUUCUUGGUAUAGCCAUUGCUAAAGGACAGCUUUCACAGUCAGUACAAGCCAGGUUAGCUUGCUGUAGAAUACUCGGAAAAGUAUCCACAAAAUUUGAAUCUUUUGUAAUAAAGAAAGAGAUUUUACCUGUUGUACAGUCAUUGUGUCAAGAUGUAGAUUAUGAAGUAAGAGGUUGUAUGUGUCAGCAACUUGAUCCUGUUGCUAGAGGUUUAGGGUUAGAAGCUACAAAGAGUGCAAUAUUACCAGAACUGGUAGAGUUAACCAAUGAUGAAGAGAGUUAUGUUCGCAUUAUUGGUCUGGAAACUGUUGUUAAUAUUCUUACUUUACUUGAUAAUGAAAUUUGCAUAUAUACAAUCAUUCCAUUGGUUUGUAAAUUCUGUCAACAGGCCAUACAUUCUCAAGAUUCUACAUUACCUGUUAUAGCUAAACAACUUGGUAAACUAUGUCAUGGCUUGUGGGAUAAACUCACAGAAGACAAAAAAGGAUGGUUUUUAGAUCAGUAUCGAAGUUUAUGCCGGGUGGGGUUAGAAAAAUCACGUUCAAUUGAUAAAGACUGUCCUUCGAAGACUGAUGUGUCUGAUUUGUUUGACGAAGAAGAUAAAAAAGUUGAGUGCCGGAAAAAUUGUUCCUAUAAUUUUCCAUCAAUGGCAUUACUGGUAGGAGCAAAAUGCUUUAAAAUCGAAUUACAUUCAACAUUUGUUGCGUUAUGUAAAGAUCCCCACGUUUUAGUGAGGAAAAAAAUGGCAGCUAGUUUUCACGAGGUUGCUCAUAUAUUAAGUUCAUCAGCACAUACUUUACAGAAUGAGUUAAGUUUAAUGUUGAAAGAUGAAUCGAUUGAGGUAUUAAGAUAUAUUAUAAUGCAUUUACCAGAAACAUUGGAUAUUUUAUCUAAAGGUGACAGUAAAACAGUUACUGAAGCAAGGAUGAAUGCUUUAUCUGAGAUAAUACCAGCUAUUUUAUCAGCAGAAAUAGUUGUUUUUGCAUCCAAUGAUUGGAGAUUACAGGAAUCUUUAAUGAAAAGUUUAUCCUGUCUUCCUGCAUGCUGUAACAGUGAAGAUAUAUAUUGUAAAGUCAUUCCAGUUUUAUUCCAGAAACUUAAAACCUCAAGAGCAAUACCUGUUCGUCAUGCUGCAGCUCAGACUACUCUAGUGUUAAUAAGACAACUUCGUAAACUAGAACAACGAGAACAAUUAAUUCACAGAUUAGUCUCAGAUUUCUGUCAUGGUAAAAGUUGUCAUCAUAGAAGUUUAUUUAUUGAUAUGUGUUAUUUUUUUAUUGAACUCUUUUCCAAGUCAUUUUUUAAGGACCAUUUAUUUGACUAUGUAUUAGAACUAACCUCUGACCCUGUUGCCAAUGUGCGAUUACGAAUGUGUUUUAUGUUACCCAGUUUAAAACGACAAGUUAAACUGCCUUAUGACAGAAAUCAUCUGCAAUUAUUAGAAGCAGCAGUACGGAAAAUACUCAUUAAUGAAAAAGAUAGAGAUGUUAAUGUUGCCAUCAAAUCGGCAGUAGAAGAAUUAGAUGGUAUUCACGUACAGAUGGAAUCGAUUAUGUCCAGACGUAAAAAUUUUGAAGAAGAUACUGAGGAUCAGAUAAAAGAAGAAGAAGAAAAACAAUUAAUUAUUAUGGAAGAACAAGAUCGAAAAGAAGAAGAACAAAAAGCCAAACUAGAAAAAAAGGGUUCAAGUAAUAGUAAAAUACCAGCCCCCAAAAAAGCGGCACCAAAGUCUGGAACUAGUAGUAAAGGUGAUUAUAAUCGUGAUUUUAAAAAAGCUUCAUCUUUACCUACAGCUGGUGGUAUAUCAUCUACUUCAACUAAAGCUUUAUCUGGUGGUAACAAAUUAACUAAACCAGCAGCUAAAUCAGCUAGUGCUCUUACACCUAGUGCUACUUUCAGUCGUAAAGGAUCUGGAAGUGGUGUAUCAUCUACAUCUAUAGCAAGUACGUUGACUAGUAGACGUGGUUCUUUAACAAGUGCUGGUAGUAAUAGUGACACAAAAUCUAAAAGUAAAGUUGGAAAUAGUACCAAUGGUUUAAACACUGGAACUAAAUCCAGAAAAACAUCCAAAUAGGCUUGUGAAAUUGGACAAGCCAGCUGUAUAAAUACUUGAAGAAGAUACUCUGAUUACCACAUGUUUAUUAUCCAGUGAGACCCAUGCAUUACGUGUAGUAUUGAACAUAGAUUAUACAGAUCUAAAGUAUGGUACUUUAUUAUUUCACUUCAAAGUGGAAAAUGGUAAAUGAAUGUGAUUGAAGAAUUAUCAAAAAAAAAAAUUACCAAGAAGAAUUAAACAUUUUGUGCUUACUU